Molecule: messenger RNA, 1717 nt
Organism: Octopus sinensis (East Asian common octopus)
Lineage: Eukaryota; Metazoa; Mollusca; Cephalopoda; Octopoda; Octopodidae
Product: protein lin-37 homolog
Exons: 8
Coding region: 146-859 (237 amino acids)
Biological process (GO): negative regulation of transcription by RNA polymerase II
Cellular component (GO): transcription repressor complex; Myb complex
Source: RefSeq, a predicted model, not a curated record
AGAAACGCCGUAACAAUGACGUCUUCCUAAGUGGUAAUGGCGGCCUAUACAGUUUGUAAGUUGUGUAAUGCGACGGAGAGACGUUUAUUAGCAAAAUAGAAUAUAUGAACGAAUUGAAUGAAAUUACAUCGACAACUAUUGCAAAAUGUCUUCCAAAAGAGGGACUAUUGAUGUGAAAUUAGCCCGACAACGUUUAGAGUCUAAGCUCCAGAAUUUAAUCGAGAAGAAAGAAAGCCCAGCUUCUAGUGAACCUGACUGUGUUAACACUCAGCCUGAACCACCUCAGCGAUUGCCAUCACCACAACAAUCACCACGGAAAUCAAGUUUAUCCAAAGUCAGUCGGAAACGUAAAAGAAAAGAAGAUUCAGCAGGGUCAGACAUUGGACAGUAUCACCAUACUCAUGUGAUGAAAUUAUUUGAUCGGAGUGUAGACCUGGCUCAAUUCAAUGAAAAUACACCUCUCUAUCCGAUUUGCCGUUCUUGGAUUAAAAAUCAACCUCACAACAACCUAAAUAACCAAAAUCGCUCUUCUAGUCCUGAGUCAGAUGCACAAACUGAUGAAGAUACUGUAAAUAAAGAUGGCAAUAUAUACCACUUACCAUCUCCAAUAAAAAGAGAAGAUCAAUAUGUUGAUUUACGGAUUCCUUCUCCCAUUCCUCAAGCUUCAGGUAGACUAGAUAUUUAUGCUGAUCCUGACAAAGCUCCAUCUCAAGACGAUCUUUUAUUAAAUCACAUGACUCGUUGGAAGCGUAUUCGACACAAAUGGAAAGAAUCAUCCCGCCGAAACGAAAUGCAAUAUGCUCGGAGUUUGAAUAUGUUGAAAGAUAUGUUUGAUAGACAUCUUUGUAAGGAGUCAUGAUAUCAAAAUGGAAAAUAAUUCUUAUUUAGAAUUAUAUCUGUAAAAAAAAAAUUAAAAUUUUAUAUUUUUUUCUUUUCUUUAUCAGAAACAGAAUCAAUGAAUUUCAUUGCAUAAUUUAAAUGAAUAUUAACAGAGGCAUCAUUUGAAAUUUAUUGUCUAAAGUGGGUAGAACUCAUCAGGUAACCUUUUUUGAUGAGUGACCAAGGAAAUUGUGAUCAAACAAGUAAAAAGCAGAUAAACUUGUUGGGACAAAACCUUCUCCAAAUAUACUUGGCUUCAACUUCUAUAAAACAAGAGUUUAUGUUUGUCCUUUAUAUUUUUUUAUAAUCUGCUGUUAUAAAACAGAAAUUGUUCUUUAAACUCCUCUUGUAAAAUGUCAAAACAUUUUAUGACUGAAGAAAAAAGGUAUUCAUAUUUCAGUGUUCUCUUAUCAAUCAUUUGAUAAUAAGAUGACUAUGAAGAUGACGAAUUCAGUCAAAUCUGGAGCAGAAGACUUCACAAGAAUCGAUUCAUUAUGUCGCUGUUCAGGGUUUGAUUUUAUGCAGUCAACUUUGUCUUUAAUACAUCAAAAAAAGAGAUAAUACUACUUGUAUACUGGGGUUGAUUUAAAGGUGUCCCACUUCUGCUAAAACUGGCCUUGUGCUUAGUAAGAAAAAAAUUAAAAUCUGAUUAUGGAAGCGAAUUUAAUGUGCCACAAAAUAUGUUUUAAUGACUCGAGUGAUUAUCAGCUUGUCUGUAAAUGACAAUUUAUCAUGGUCUAAUGAUUUGAAGAAGACAAGUUGUUAGAUUUUUGCUAUAUCUUUAAAAUGCAUGCUUUCUAUCUAAAUAUUGUCAACAAUAAAAAAAAACGAAAACAAA